AUGCAUUCUAUUAGGAACGGCAGUUCAAAUAUAGAGGAUGUCAUAAAUGAAAAGGACACAAAAAAAUGCAGUCUAGGAACCCAGAAAGUGCAGGAAGAAGAGGAUUUCAAUAUUCUCACAUAUUUUGUAUCACAACUUUGUGAUCCUAGCUUGAAACCUUCAUCCUCAGAUGUAGGAGUUAUACUGAUUUCUUGUGAUUCAGGGAAUACACCCCAUGUUCUGCCAGAAAUUAUUUGCAGUUUAAAUGUCGGGGGGCAAGAGAGUGCAGGCACGGGUGGGUAUACGAGCAUACCCGUCAAAUAUUGGUGGCCCGCUGUGGACAGUGCAAUUACCCCGGCUAUCGGUUACCGUUUCAAAACUCUAGCAGAAGGGGUGUAUUUCUAUAUCAACUACGCUAGGACAUGUGGCUUCUCUGUGCCGCAUGGCACCCUAAAACGAGGUCGUGACGGCCAACUAACCUCGCGUUAUUUGUUAUGCAGCCGAGAAGGCGUUAAAGGUGGUGGUCAAAAUCCGCCAAAACCCGUGGUGGGUGGCAGUGGUGGUUCGAUCACUCAACGCAGGAAACGGGUAUCUAACAGGGUUAACUGCAAUGCUCGGAUCUGCAUCAUAAAGGACAAAGGCGUGGGGUUCAUCGUUAGCAUUUUUGUUCCCGAACACACGCACCGCAUGUGCUCUGAACCUUCGAAGCUAUUUAUGCGAAUCAAUCGUAAACUAGAUGUGGCCCAGCAAGCGUUCCUUACAAAUUGUGUUAAAGCUAACGUGGGUGGGUCUAAAGGCUUCCGGUUAUACAAGGAAUCCGUGGGGUCGUAUGCCAACGUUGGUGCAACAGACACGGAGUUCCAUAAUUUCAAACGUGACCUCCAAUCAUACAUCCACGACAAGGACGGAGAGAUGAUCAUUGCAAAAUUUAAACAAAGAUGUGACAUCUGUGAGAACUUUUUCUUUGAUCACUAUCUCGAUGAAGAAAACCAUCUUGCGCGUGUUUUUUGGGCUGACCACACCGGGCGUCAAAGUUUUAUGAGUUUUGGUGAUGUGAUAUCCUUCGAUGCCACGUAUGGUACGAACAGGUACAGUUUGGUGUUCGUACCUUUUACCGGGGUAGACCACCAUAAACGUUGCAUCACAUUCGCUUGCGGGUUGCUAACUCGAGAAGACACUGAGUCAUACGUAUGGGUUCUCGAGAGAUUUAAAGCUGCAAUGGGAAAGAGCCCGUUGUGUGUCGUAACUGAUCAAGACCCGGCUAUGAAGAGUGCUAUUGCACAGAUAUUGCCGGAGUGCCGGCACCGUUACUGCAUGUGGCAUAUCAUGACCAAAGUGAGCGAGAAAUCAGGGGUUGAAUUAUCAAAAGAUCAGACUUUCCGAACCCAGCUUAACAACAUUGUGUGGAAUGAGACCAUUGGCAUUAGUGAUUUUGAAACGCAAUGGCAGUCGUUAAUGGAAAAGUACAACUUAACGGGGCGUCGAUGGUUCAUCAAGUUAUACACAGAACGGGCGUUUUGGAUUCCAUCUUAUUUUUUAGAUUUACCCAUGAGCGGUGUGCUACGUACCACAUCGCAUUCAAAAUCAGAGAACAACGCGUACGGUAAAAGCACACGCCCACGUUGUAGCCUAGUCGAGUUUUAUGUGCAAUACGAGAGCGUCCUGGAAACGCAACGGCACAAACAAUGCAAACUAAAUGCUGAGAGUGAGGGGUCAUUGCCUGAGUUCAAAACUCCUUUAGCAUUGGAGCGACACAUUGCGCAGGUAUUCACCCUAACAGUGUUUUAUGAGCUCCAGCUAGAGAUUGAGGCUGCAUGUUUUUAUUGUAAGGUUGUGGGGAUCCGUGCAGAUGGUGAGUGCAUCCGUUACGACAUUAAAGGGGAGUACAACGUUGUCCACACUGUUGAAUAUAUGCCAUCUUUGACUAUUGCGUCAUGCAGCUGCAAAUUGUUUGAAAGAUUGGGGUUAGUUUGCCGGCAUAUGUUUCUUGUGUUCAAAGAUGCUGAAAUGGCGAGCUUGCCGGCGCGGUACAUUGCAGCACGCUGGUGUAAGCAGGAAGGACUAGCUAAUUGGUGUGCUCAAUGUUCUUACUGCCCCCCUCUAGAAUCUGGGCCUAACCGGUUGUGGACUGAGAUACACAGGUGCACUGCGAUGGUUGGAAGCAAUACAGUGCGCCAAACGCGGAUGCUUCAAGUAAUAGAGGAACUGAGAGACGAGUUUUUGAGCGACGGUAUGAGCGUUAACCCCCCAAAGAGCAAAGGUGUAGCCAUCGCGGCACUUUGUGGUGUGGAGCCGCCGACGUCCAUUACCAUUAAACCUCCAGCUCAAGCAAAAAACAAAGGGACCUGCAAGCGAAUUAAAAGCCAACGGGAGUUAACCAUUGAGAGGAGUGGCAAGGCCUGCAGAAAGUGCGGGGUGUGUGGCGAGUACGCGCAUCAUAACGCUCGCAGCUGUCCGUUGAAGAGAUCAGUGCACCCGGACGGUCCAUUAUAUUAG
Ipomoea nil (Japanese morning glory) is the source of this 2475-nucleotide messenger RNA. RefSeq names its product protein FAR1-RELATED SEQUENCE 5-like. Gene Ontology annotation, molecular function: zinc ion binding. The coding region runs from base 1 to 2475 and encodes 824 amino acids. The transcript is spliced from 3 exons. Gene Ontology annotation, biological process: regulation of DNA-templated transcription. NCBI's taxonomy places the organism in Eukaryota, Viridiplantae, Streptophyta, Magnoliopsida, Solanales, Convolvulaceae. The record is from RefSeq and is a predicted model, not a curated record.